Brassicogethes aeneus is the source of this 6911-nucleotide messenger RNA. Lineage: Eukaryota; Metazoa; Arthropoda; Insecta; Coleoptera; Nitidulidae. The record is from the annotation of a GenBank genome assembly.
AGGAUUUGUCAAAAUAAGCAGUGAUUAAGAUACCGACAGAAUUAAACAAAUAAAAGUUUUUAGGUUUUUAACUAAAGUAGAAACAAUUUAACACAAUAAAUUAAAUAAUUUUAAAAUUUUAUUGUAAAUUUACUUUAUUAAGUUUAAAGAUACAUUUUUACACUUUUGUAAAGAUUUUUAUAAGCUACUUUAGACACAAAAUUUUGACCGCCAAUAAAUGUACCAACAGUAUAAAAAGAAAAAGCACUAUUAAUUCUUCGAAAAUUAAGUAAAUAUUUAUAAAAAUCAUAUAAAAAUUAAAAAUUCGUACUUAGUUAUGAAGUAAUAAUUCAUAUUGUAAAUUAUUUGUGCAUAUUCAAUAAGUUCUUAGUGUUUUAAAUGGAUUUAUUGUUAGGGUUGUUUUUAGGGAUUUAUUUUUUAUAGGAUUAUUUUUGUCCAUGUCUUCUAGUUUUAGAAGUUCAUGAAAGGCGUCCAUAAAUAAAAGUCUGUCAUAAAUAAAUAUAAAUAUGAAUAAAAGUAAUUUGAACUUAUAAAAACAUACACUUUUACAAGUUCAAGAUGCGAAAUAAAAUGGUGCUUUUCCAAUGCAAGUGUUCCUAAAAAAAUAAUGUGAACUCAUUAGUUGUGUUGUGAAGUUUAACAGUUUUAAAAAGAGGCAAAACCAUGGCUGAUGACUUAAUGUUAAACGAUCAUUCAUUUCUUCCAAUGAUGGAAGAUCCGAAUUCAGCUGAAAAAGUUCUCAUUUCAUCAGCUGAUGUUGAGCAACUAAAUCAAGAUAUGUUGAUCGAUGCUAUAAUGUCUGAAGCCAGUGAAUUACACAAUCCUGAACUUGAACAAAAGGAAAAUAUUGUUACUGAUGAUAACCAUGUCGAAAGCCCAACUACAGGAGAAGGUUUUGUCUUCAAGUGUGCUUUUUGUGACCAAAUUUUGAGUUUUAACGAUGAGCCUAAAUUACUGGAAUGUCUGCAUAAUGCAUGUUCAGGGUGCAUAAAUAGCAAAAUCUUUGACCAAUACGAAGGAAUGAGUACAAAUGAAUUGGAGUGUACGCAAUGUUCAAGCAAAUGCGACACGUCGAAAAUUAUCGACAACCAGUUCUUGCUGGAGACGGCCUCGACGGACGACCAGAACACCUCGAAAGCUGCCGACCUAAAAUGUAGCAGCUGCAGCGACGACGCGAAUGCCACCAGCUACUGCGCAGAUUGUUCCGAAUUUAUUUGCGACAGUUGCGUGCAGGCCCACCAAAGGUUAAAAAUAACAAAAGACCACACAAUCAAAUCGAAGGAAGACGGCCUAAACGAGAUGAACUCUGCGUCGAACGGCGCUCCUGCGAAUAUGAUCUGCGCGACGCAUCCUCAGGAGAAGCUGUCGCUCUUUUGCGAAAGCUGCGACAAACUUACCUGUCGAGACUGCCAGCUGCAGGAGCACAGAGAUCACAAAUACAAAUUCACCACUGAAAUUGCGUCUGAAGCCAGAAAAUACAUCUCGGAGAUGCUCAAAGACGUGGGGUACAAAAGGGCGUUACUUACAAGUGCAAUGAAAGUGAUUGAAGAAAGGCAAACUCAAAUAACCGACAAAAAACAAGAAUUGGUCUCAGAGAUUACUCAACUGGUUGUAAAAUUAACAAAUACAAUAAAUGUUCGAGGCAAACAGCUGGUCUCAAAACUAACAGAAGUAUGCGAUUCAAAACAAAAAACGCUUCAAGAGAAAAAAGAAGCCUUGGAACAAUUAUCAAAAAUGACAGAUCAUUGUAUAGAUUUUACUCAACACGCCCUGGAUAAGGGCAGCGAUAUGGCUUUAUUAUACAGCAAAAAACAAAUGACAGAUCACCUUAAAAGGAUCAAGUGUAAACGUGCAGACAUUCCGAAUCCUGAAAUUCCUGUAAGGAUACAUUUGGCUCUGGAUAAAGUUCCUGACCUGAUAAAAGUGAUGGCAACAAUCGGUCAAAUAGUGGUGGACGGUCGCAUAUACUCGUCACAGGCUAUGUCCCCGUCGCAACCCCACAACUCCAUUAGCCCGGGGGUAGGCAGGCCGCCCCCGCCAUCCCAAUCGCCACACGGCGGUCCCAUGCAUUCCCAAAAUUCGAAUAACAACUUUCAGCAGCCGCGGUUGCCGGGACCCGGUGGAUUAAGUCCGUAUGGCGGGGGCCAAUUUCAAAACGGACCUCAGUUUCAGCAAGGACCUAACAUGUCACAUAAUCAAAAUAUCCACAAUAUGCAAAAUAUGGGAUCCAAUCAAAACUUAAGUCACAUGAACCAAGGUCAACAAAAUAUGGGCCAAGGGCAACAGAACAUAGGGCAAGGCCCUCAAAACAUGGGACAGGGAAUGAAUUUAAAUCAAAAUAUGAUGGGACCUCGAUUCGCUCAAUUGUCCCAGCACGGUACCCCGCCUGGUUUACCAUUGUCUUUGACCCAACAGUUGACUAUGAGCGCUCUAAACCGCAUACCGAGGCCUCCGCAACAUCGCGCCUUAAUUCCCAGGCUUUCAAACCAGUUCAAUCACCAACAGCAACAGGUAUCUUCGUCGACACAUCCUCACGGCAUGAUGCAGGACCGUAGCAAUCUAAGGCAUUUGCUGCAACCUAACACAAGCAAUGCAAACAAUCCUGUGUAUGUGCGCACAGGUCCGGAUCAGUACCAAGCCGUACAACCUCAUUUGGCACAACAAUUCCAAAACAGGUCAGAUGUUAGAUUCCCUAAUGGCCAGUUUCGUUCGCAACAAGGGCAGCAGAAUCAAAUGCGCUUGCUGCUCAACCACAACCGCAUGCCGUCGAUCCAGCAGCAGCAGCAGCAGCAAGCGCAACAGCAGCAGCAGCAGCAGCAGCAACGUCCGAAUUUUCAACAUCCCCAGCAGCAGCAACAGCAGCCGCAGCAGCAGCUGCCUGGGGGCGGGCAACAGGCGCGGGGUUGGCACACGCCGCAGCAGGGCGGCAGUAGCGCCGGCGGCAGCGGCGGCUUGAAGAGUACCGCCAUGCCCACUAUUAACGAUAACUUCAAGAUCACCCUGAGGCAACAGAAUCCUCAGAAUUUGCCGGCGACAGUCACCUCCACCAACCCCAAGACGCCAAGCCCUAAUCACGUGAAAGGUCGGACAGACACAGAAAGAAACCUGGACAAAUACUGCGAAGACUCCGUCAACGACUUAAUGGCAACAAUCGCUAAGCUGGACUCAAACGGCGUCCAAGUAUUACCGGAAGGCCGACAGAAGGGUGGGUCACCCCACGUGGACAGUAGCACGGGGGAUACCGGCACGACGCCGCCAGUGAACAAAAUCAAAUCGGAAAUCGCCGAUACCGGCAAAGACGAUCCGAACGAGGACUGGUGCGCGGUUUGCAUGGACGGCGGUGAGCUGGUCUGCUGCGACAAGUGCCCCAAAGUGUUCCACCAGUACUGCCACAUACCCAACUUAAGCGUAGAGGAGAAUGAUACAUGGCAAUGCCUUCUUUGCAUGAACUUUGCCGAUAUUCCUCAAGAAAUAUUAGGAGAGAGAAAAGAAGGUGAGCUGAGCGUCAAAGAGAGAAAAAUCGCGGAAAGACUCGUUCUGGAAAUGUACUGCCAAUAUGAUAACAGCCUACCCUUCAGGGAAGUUAUAGGAAUAGAGCAUACGGAUUACCAUGCAAUAAUAAAAGAACCAAUAGCCCUGGACACGAUGAGGCAAAAAUUAAACUGGACUUCUGAAAACCAUUACAGAUCCAUGGAGAGCCUGGUGCGGGACGUUAGAAAAAUGUUCAAAAACGCCUACACCUUUAACGCGUUCCUUAACGCAAAAGGUAUGAAGACGGAACGAAAUCAAAAUGCUGCCGCAAAAAAUCCUGAAAGUCUAGUGUACAACGAGGCGAAGGCGCUCGAAAAGUUCUUCGACGAACAGUUGGAAAAGUUCCUUCCCGAAUACGCGUACGAGACGUUCGACGACGAAGACGAAGUCGGACAGCCGCCCAACAAAAAGUAUCGGAGGGUGCUGACCGAUUGACAAAUUGUUCGUGGGGCGAACAAUGCCAUUUACUUUUCCCUCUAGCGGCAAGAAGAAGUGAGUUGCACGUCCCAUGCAAUUCGAGCGCAAUUUAAUCGAGUUUAACAGCCAACAAAAAGUUAUAACUACGUAGAUUUGCCGGGAUAAUAAAUGUACAUACUGCCACUACUGCUGCUUUUCGUCGUCGGUAAGUGAGUUACUAUUAAUGUUUAAUAUGGAACGACAAUUAAUACAUAAAUACACAGUGUUCUAGAACCGUUUAUAAUAAAAAAUAAUAAAAAAAUAUCACCAUCCUCAAUUUUCUAGAAUAGGUUAAUUUUAACACCCUAAUAAUUUAUUGACACUUGUUAAUUUUUGCAUUAAACGCUGUAAGUUGCAAAUACUUAAUAUCAUUUGAAGGGGUUGAUGAAUAAGGGUGUUAACUGCGAUUUUCGUGUCAAGCUAAAAUGUUCAUUAGUUAGUUACUGAGUUUUCACCUUUUUGCAUAACUAGAAUAUGUUAGUUAACACCUUUAUCCAUUAAACCUUUAUUUAUAUGGUUUACAUAUCAAUUAUAUUUAAAAUUUAAUCUUUAUUUACCUAAUCAUAUCCACAGGAUGUUUCAUUAAUGCAUUCCAGAAUUGAAAGAUUUAUUUUUUUCAAAAUUUUUUCCUAUGAUUUAAAUAAUGUUGAAAAAGGUUCUUUAACAAUGUUAGGUUAUUUAAACCACAAAAAUAAUAAAACAAUUCUUUGAAAAGUUAUGCCUAAUCAAUUUUUAAAGGUUUUGUUGCAAAAAACUAAGUUUUGAAUUUUGUUUAAUAUUAUAUUCUUAAUUAUGGACUGCAACUUCAAAAACUGAUUUUAAUAUUUCGUUUUUUUAUAAAUAGAGUUUGUAAAAAAUCUAAAAAUUAUUAUAGUUUAAUUUUAAAAUUGCUCACUUCAUAUUUGGACAAUGAUAUUUUAGUUAACAAACCUUACAGCAAACCUGAGUUCAGAUGAGCUUAUAUGUUUUUUUUCAUGAAUUUUACCUCCCAACGCAUUUAAGUGGGCCAUAUAUAACAUCUUUAAUUCGACAGGUAUAAUAAAUACACUGUAGGUAAAUUUUCAACUCUUGAAAUAUCACAGCUUUUUCCUAUUGGCAAUGCGUAAAAUAAUAUAUUUCACCUCUUGUGCGAACAUAAUUUAAUAUAUCCUCAAUUAUACUCACUAAAAAAUUCAGCAAAAAAUCAUUUUGAAUUUCCUAAAUUAUCUCAAAUAAAACCCUCAGGGACACGUGUUCCUUUUUAUCAAUUAACCUCAAAUUUCGCAAGAAUUUGAUUUUUUAAAUUUUAAAAUGAUGUGGGGGUCCAGAACAAUUGAAUUUUUUAAAAUUUAUAUAGGGUGUUUCCUAAUGGCAUGCUCCAAAACUUGAAAAUUAAAUAUCUAUGAAUUUUGGCCUGAUACAGCUAAACGAAACACGGGUUUGUAAUCUAAGACCAAAAAUUAAGUAUACCUUUCUAAGCUGUGAUAUUUUCACCCUCCUACAGUGUUGAUUGAUGUAAAAUUAUUAUUUGUUAGAAAAAUAAGCAAAUCUUCGCAAUUUCAAUUUUUCCUGAAACAAAUCUGAACUCAGGGUGUAACUGUUUGGCUUUAAAACAUUUUUAAACAUUGUUGAAUGAUCUUUCUACAAACCUUUUGGCAAAAAAAUAUUUGUGAUUGCAGGUAAUCUGCAUUAUGCACUAUCCAUAUGAUUAAUAGGCUAAUUUACCACUUAUAAUUAAUCUUUAUAUUCCUUAAUGCAUUAUUUUAACACCCUGUAAUGAUUAAAUCAGAUUUAAAUAUUUUUCCGUUUUAUUGAAUGAAUUAAAUGAUUUUUUUUGUUAACUUUUUUAUGUUUUAAUUGGACAUGUGACAUGAUAUGUAGUAUUAAAAAUUAAAUAAAAUCGUUUGUGACCAAUGUUUGGUUAUUUAGCAAUCAAAUACCAUUUAAAAAUGGUAUAAAUUAUUACUUUAUUUAUUUCUGUAUGUUAUGCAGCUAUAGCCCAGUCAGAUUGGGCAAAAAGCCCAUCUUAAAAAAACAGUAGAUUUUCGUUUGGAAUUUUGUUUAUUUGGGCGUUAGAAAUGGUGUCCAAGCAAUUGUUCGUAUGUCGUAAAUUAUUAAUUUUGUAUGUUAUAAAAAAAAUUUCAUGCGAACUUGUAAAAGCGUGAUCUUCGAUAUUUGGCAACGUCAUUUUCUAGUACCAAAAUAAACAAAAUUCCAAAAAAAAAUCUUCAGUGGGAUUUUUGGCCUGGGCUACUAACAUUUAUAUUGUUUUCAUUACAUUUAGAUUAUUUAUUAGAUUCUGCUAUGCUUAGUUACUUUUAUAUGAUUGUGUUUUAAUGUUAUAGAUGGGAUGUUUUAGUACUGAUGUAGUUUUGUUUUCAUUUUCAUUUAUUGAUUUGAUAUUUAGGUCCACUUUUUAAUGUGUAUGGUGCAAUUAAUACAUUUUUUAAAAACAAUAGUAAUAUGCAUUAUGUUUUGAAAUAUAAAAAAUUAAAUUUAACCAAAGUGGAUCUAGAUAAUUAUAUACUGUUAUCAUAUAAGAUUCUUAUGUAGAUUGUUUCUUUAAACAUGGCUAUAGUAUAUUCCUUGCACCAACUCUCUAGAAUAAACAUUAAAUGUUUAUUCUGGUGAGUUGGUAAAAGGAAUGGACUGUAGGGGGAUGUAAAGAUUGAUGUUAAUAAUUAUUUGAAAAAAAAGUUGGUCGAAUAUCGCCAAAAUAAUUAUGAUCUAAAUUAUAAAAAUAAUUUUUUAUACAUUUCUUUAAAUAAUUUAGGUCUAGGUCAAGUAGCUUCUGAAUAUACGCACAUAGUUAAAUCCUUAUAUGUAAUUUAAAAUAGUUUUAAUUGAGAUAGAAGUAAAAGAUCUUAUAUAUUUUGUUAUUUACAUGUUUCUCAUUGGUUUACUAUCAAGUGUAAUCUGUAUGAAAUAAAAAUUAUAUCAUCCAA